AUGUCGUCCAUGCUGGCAGUCGCCAGCGGCCUUCUCGUUCUCACAGCUUCAACGAUUGCCAUGACAGUCAGAGUUCAACUGGACCGAUUCGAACAGCAGAAAGGUUUUGCCCUGGCCGACGCUAGCGGAUUUCGUGUCCGUAAGUACAACCGCACCACUUCGGUCCUGAUCGGCGAAGGAGACGUUUCCGACGACAUAGGAGAGAACUACACAGCUAGUUUGACCGUGGCGUACAGCCGGCUCGGUAACAACCAGUUCAACGAGUAUCCGAUGAAAAUCGCCAAGGCCAAGAUGUGUGAUAUUUUGAACGGACCGUACAAGGAAUAUCAGUAUCUCGUCAAGGGCUGCAGUAACUUUCCCCAAAUAGGAAGGGAGAGGCUUUGUCCGUUUCCGCGGGGUCACUACUGGAUCAAGGACUGGGCUCCGGACGGCAGCUGGGUUCCACCGGUAGUUCCCGCCGGUUACUGGCGAUUUACGCUCGUUAUAAUGGAUUUGCAGGACAAUGUGAAAAUCCGUCUGAUUUGGGACGCUGCAGCUCGGGUCAACGGCGUUUCGUUCAACGACAUGCUCAUCAAAGGACCAGACAUGCUGACGUCACUGUUCACGGUUCUGCUGCGGUUCCGUCAGCGAUCAGUUGCCGUGUGCGGAGACAUACGAGAGAUGUUCCACCAAGUUCGGAUCAUCCCACAAGACAAGCAGUCGCAGCGGUUCCUCUAUCGAGAUCAUCCAGAUCAGCCCCCUCAGGUCUUCGUCAUGGACGUGGCAACGUUCGGUGCGACGUGUUCGCCAUGCUCCGCACAGUUCGUCAAGAACACCAACGCCCAGAACUUCGCAUCGCAAUUCCCGAGAGCCGCAGAGGCGAUCAUAAAGGCCCAUUACGUCGAUGACUACCUUGACAGUGUAGAUACGAUCGACGAAGCGGUCGAAUUGGUGAAAGAUGUAAAGUUCGUUCACGCACAAGGUGGUUUCGACAUCCGGAAUUUCUCGUCCAAUUUGGCCGAAGCAUUACAACGUUUGGGCGAGACCGAGAACGUAAAGGAGAAAUCAAUGAUUCUGGAUAAAUUUCCGGAUAUGGAGCGUGUUCUAGGGAUGGUAUGGAAACCAACGGUUGACGUGUUCACCUUUGAUACCACUCUGAAAGAUGAUCUUACGACGCUACUGGUAGGAGGAGACACGCCCACAAAACGACAGGUGUUGAGGCUCGUUAUGUCGCUGUUUGACCCUUACGGGUUUAUCGCCCACUUCAUCAUUCACGGCAAGAUCCUUAUGCAGCACAUUUGGAGAUCCGGCACAGACUGGGACGAAAAGAUUGUGGAUGAACUACAUGAUCUGUGGAACGAUUGGACACGUCUUCUGAAGCAAUUGGGUGAAGUAGAAGUUCCCCGCUGUUUCUUCGGUUCGGCAAAUAGUAAGCUGCACAGCGGGAUACAACUUCAUGUGUUCGUCGAUGCGAGCGAACUAGCGUAUGCUUGCGUUGCUUAUUUGCGUAUCGUCCACGAUAGGGAAGUGCGAUGCGUGUUAGUUGCAGCGAAGACAAAGGUGGCGCCGCUUAAACCGCUCUCCAUCCCCCGCUUAGAGCUGCAAGCCAGCCUGAUAGGCAGCCGGUUACUGAACAACAUCUGCACUGCCUUGGAUCUGCCCAUAGAUAAGCGGUUCGUUUGGACAGAUUCCAGAACAUCUCUCUCGUGGGUUCGCUCGGAUAGUAGGCGUUAUCAUCCAUACGUAGGUUUUCGUGUCGGCGAGAUUCUGAAUUCUACUACCGUCGAUGAGUGGCACUACGUUCCGUCGAAACAGAAUGUGGCUGACGACGCCACGAAGUGGGGAGUUGGACCUAGCUUCAGUGCGAGUAGUCGCUGGUACACGGGUCCGGAUUAUCUCUUCUUGCCCGAAACCGAAUGGCCAGAGCAGCCAGUGAAACAAUGGAUAACUGACGAGGAGCUACGUACCAGAUUUCAACAUCAUCGAGAAAUGCCGCAGCCUUUGAUUGACUUGAGUAGAUUCUCGAAUUGGAACCGCCUUUUACGCACGACGGCGUAUUUGCUACGCGCAGUGAAGUUGUUCCGAACGCGAGGCAAAUCGGGACCGCUGACCAGCGAGGAGUUGCUGCAGGCUGAAAACUUGCUGUGGCGACAGGUGCAGUAUGAAACUUUCCCGGACGAGUACUGUGUGCUGGAAUUCAACAAGGCGAAUCCGGAGAAGAAGCAGAAGCGAAUCGAGAAGAGCAGUCCAUUGUACGAACAGUCGCCGUUUAUGGACGACGUGGGCGUGAUAAGGAUGAAUAACAGGAUUAGUGCUGCUCCUACCAUAUCCUUUAGAGUGAAAUAUCCAAUUAUCUUGCCGAGGGAACACACUCUAACAGCCCUUCUUGUUGAGAGUUACCACAGACGGUUCAAACAUCAGAACGGUGAAACGGUGUUCAACGAAAUACGUCAGCAGUUUCGAAUACCGAAGUUGCGCCCUCUGAUACAACGUGUCGCCCGGAGCUGCCAGAGCUGCAGGCUUCGGAAGUCAACCCCACGACCACCAAUAAUGGCACCACUUCCGAAGGUUCGGUUGACACCCCACAUCCGGGCGUUCAGCCACACUGGCGUCGACUACUUCGGCCCAAUCCUGGUUAAGCAGGGUCGUAGUUUGAUGAAACGCUGGGUGGCACUCUUCACGUGUCUGACUACACGAGCGGUGCACCUGGAGAUAGUGUACAGCCUUUCAACACAGUCCUGUGUGAUGGCAAUCCGCCGAUUCGUUGCACGCAGAGGAUUCCCGUCAGACCUCUACUCAGACAACGGAACCUGUUUUCGCGGAGCUAGCAACCUGUUGACGGAGCAGAUGGAAGCCAUUCACGAACACUGCGCUGUGACCUUCACCAAUGCCAGAACGAGCUGGCACUUCAAUCCCCCAUCUGCACCUCACAUGGGGGGCUGUUGGGAACGGAUGGUGCGUUCUGUGAAGGCAGCUAUGGGAGCCAUCUCAGAACAUCCUCGUCAUCCAAGCGACGAGGUUCUGGAGACUGUAGUGUUGGAAGCCGAAGCGAUUGUGAACUCACGGCCGCUGACCUACGUACCACUCGACAACGAAAAUCAAGAGGCAUUAACACCGAACCAUUUUCUGCUGUACGGAUCAAGUGGUAUGGUGCAACCGCGGACUUCACUGGUGGCUGACGGUACCACGCUACGGGACAGCUGGAAGCUGGCCCAGUUUCUAGCAGAUUUAUUUUGGAAACGUUGGGUCCGUGAGUAUCUACCGUCGCUCACUAGACGGACUAAAUGGUUUGAGCCCGCGAAGCCUAUGGAACCCGGAGAUUUAGUCGUUAUUGUCGAAGAAAAUAAGCGGAAUGGAUGGUUGCGAGGACGUGUCGUCGAAGUCAUGCGAGGUAAGGAUGGCCAGGCUCGAAGCGCAGUAAUACGCACCGCUGAUGGAAUCUUGAAACGGCCGAUGGUGAAGCUGGCGUUGUUGGAAGUUCGCGAUGAUCAGGAACAAGGAACCCCGGAACUACACGGGAGGGGGAAUGUUAAAAACUGGCAAUCUUCCAACACUGAUUGUCGUGGAGUGAAUUCCGAGCGCUCCCCUGCCGGUACCCGUCAUCGCGACAGCAGACAAAAGUCAACGCCAGAACAGUAA
Aedes albopictus (Asian tiger mosquito) is the source of this 3618-nucleotide messenger RNA. RefSeq lists its product as uncharacterized. The transcript is spliced from 2 exons. Bases 1 to 3618 code for a protein of 1205 amino acids. The record is from RefSeq and is a predicted model, not a curated record. NCBI's taxonomy places the organism in Eukaryota, Metazoa, Arthropoda, Insecta, Diptera, Culicidae. Gene Ontology annotation, biological process: DNA integration. Gene Ontology annotation, molecular function: nucleic acid binding.